Aspergillus aculeatus ATCC 16872 is the source of this 957-nucleotide messenger RNA. Its product is annotated as phosphatase PAP2 family protein. The transcript has 4 exons. The record is from RefSeq and is a predicted model, not a curated record. Gene Ontology annotation, molecular function: phosphatidate phosphatase activity. Gene Ontology annotation, biological process: phospholipid metabolic process. Lineage: Eukaryota; Fungi; Ascomycota; Eurotiomycetes; Eurotiales; Aspergillaceae. Bases 1 to 957 code for a protein of 318 amino acids.
AUGCCUCGCAAUGGCUUUGCUGCUGGUACAGCAUCCCCUCUUACUCACCAGAGCGAAAUGACCGGCACGAUGUCUCGUCUUUAUCAGCGAUCGUACCCCGUGCUGGACACCAUCGCGCUGGCGUGUAUUGUCGGUUUUUGGGUAUUGAUACAACUAUUUGUUACCCCCUUCCACCGCAUGUUCUCCUUGGACAACAAGGCAAUCCAAUAUCCCUUCGCCGUCGUCGAGAGAGUUCCAGUCGUCUGGUCCAUUGUAUACGCCGGUGUCAUUCCUUUCCUGAUCCUCCUCGUUUGGGCUGCGACGUUUCGACCCUCCCCUCACAAAGUUCAAGUCACCCUGCUGGGCUUCUUGAUCGCUGUCAUGUUGACAUCACUCAUCACCGAUAUAAUCAAGAACUCUGUUGGUCGACCGCGGCCGGAUUUGAUUUCGCGCUGCCUUCCCAAGAAGGGAACCCCGGCAGAGUCGUUGGUCGCAUGGACUGUGUGCACGCAGUCAAGUGAACAUAUCCUUCAAGAAGGGUGGAGGAGUUUCCCCAGCGGACACAGCAGCUUCUCAUUUGCUGGAUUGGGCUAUUUGACACUGUUCCUGUGCGGCCAGAUGCGCAUUUUCCGACCCCGAACCGACCUAUGCCGUUGUCUGGUGGCAUUCGUACCGCUAUUGUGCGCGCUUAUGAUUGCAAUCUCCCGCUUGGAUGACUACCGUCAUGACGUCUACGAUGUUACGUGCGGCUCAAUCCUUGGCUUCUUUGUGAGCCAAUUCUCGUACCGCCGCUAUUUCCCACCCCUGCGCUCAGUCACAUGCGACGAGCCUUACGGAAGGGAAGAGAUCUCAGGCUCUGACGGCUUUUCCAAAAUUGCGGAUGAUGAAGAGCAGCAGGUAGGAUCAGCCUCGCGCCAAUGGGAGGCUCGGGAGGAGUCCUAUGCACUUGCCGAGGCGACGUCGCCUCGUGGUCGGUAG